CAUAACACACAAACAAAACCAAAAAACACAAACCUUUUUUCUUCUCUUCCCUUCCAUUAAAUCAGAACCAUAAAAACUUCCCAUAUGGCCAGUCCACAAAACGUCACCGUUCCAUCCUACUAUAUAAACGACAACCUCGGAGACGAUGAACUUCGGGCCGUACUAUCUCGUCUUUCAAACGAUAAAGACAAGGAAGUAUUCGGGCUUGUAUGUAAACGAUGGCUUUAUAUUCAAAGUACUGAAAGGAAAAAACUUUGUGUUCGGGCCGGGCCUCAUAUGCUCCGCAAAAUUGCGGCCCGAUUCACUAGAUUAAAUGAACUUGAUUUAUCUCAGUCAGUUUCUAGAUCCUUCUAUCCUGGUGUAACUGAUUCUGAUCUUAAAGUUAUUGCUACUUCUUUUGAUUGCUUACGUGUCCUCAAUCUUCAGCACUGUAAAGGCAUAACAGACAAUGGAUUGGCAGCAAUUGGAUCGAGUCUCUCUUCUUUACAGUCCUUAGACGUAUCCUACUGCAGAAAGAUCACAGACAAGGGGCUCUCAGCUGUUGCUGAGGGGUGUCGUGACUUGAGAACCUUGCAUCUUGCUGGUUGUAGAUUUGUCUCAGAUUUAUUAAUGAAAGCUCUCUCCAAGAAUUGCCAUAAUGUAGAAGAGCUAGGUUUGCAAGGAUGCACCAACAUUACCGACUCAGGUGUCUCUGUUCUGGUUGAAGGUUGCCCAAGGAUAAAACAUUUGGACAUUAACAAAUGCAGCAAUAUUGGUGAUAUUGGGAUAUCUAGCGUGUCCGGAGUUUGUUCAUUGACACUUAAGACAUUGAAGUUGUUGGAUUGCUACAAAGUUGGCGAUGACUCCAUCUUAUCCUUGGCCAACUACUGCAAAAAUCUUGAGACACUCGUUAUUGGUGGUUGUCGUAACAUAUCAGAUGAGUCCAUGAAGUCACUGGCUGCUGCUUGUAGUAAUAGCCUAAUGAAACUGAGGAUGGAUUGGUGCUUGAAUAUUACCGACUCUUCAUUGGACUGCAUCAUUUCCAAAUGCAGAAAGCUUGAGGUUCUUGACAUUGGCUGCUGUGAGGAGGUAACUGAUGCUGCAUUUCAACAAUUAGGAAGUGAAAACUUUAUGUUGGGGAUGAAGAUUUUGAAGGUCAGUAACUGUCCAAAGAUCACUGUUGAAGGAAUUAAGAAGCUUCUGAAGUCAUGUGAGUAUCUUGAAUAUCUAGACGUACGGUCUUGUCCCCUUAUCACUAAAGCAGGGUGCGAGGAGGCUGGAAUUCAGUUUCCUAAAUCCUGCAAAAUAAACUUCACUGGAAGCUUAGCAGAGCCAGAUGUGUUACUUUGAGCAGUACUUGAUUAAGCAAUGUCUUUGAAGGCCUGAUGUCAGUUCUUUGUUCCCAUUAUUUGCCUUUUGUUAAGCAUCAAGUUUUUCAUUGUAGAUUAUUUCUUUGCCUUUCAGUUAUUUGAUACCAAACUCCUGUGUAUCAUCCUUGUAAAUUACUAGUAGGCCCCAUUGUUUGCUGUAGGUGUUUUCACAUUGUGAAUGAAAUGAAGUCCAUUGUUCCUA
Messenger RNA from Lycium barbarum (goji berry), 1551 nucleotides. RefSeq names its product F-box/LRR-repeat protein 4. Bases 85 to 1329 code for a protein of 414 amino acids. The transcript has 2 exons. Gene Ontology annotation, cellular component: SCF ubiquitin ligase complex. NCBI's taxonomy places the organism in Eukaryota, Viridiplantae, Streptophyta, Magnoliopsida, Solanales, Solanaceae. Gene Ontology annotation, molecular function: protein binding. The record is from RefSeq and is a predicted model, not a curated record. Gene Ontology annotation, biological process: SCF-dependent proteasomal ubiquitin-dependent protein catabolic process.